UAGUUUGUAAGAAUGCUCAAAAGAUGAAUUGUUCCAAUUUGUAUCUCCAAAUCAAAAUGAUCAAUAAUUGAGUAAAACUACUUCAAGGGGAGAAUCAAUAUCACUGUGGAUAAUAUUUUAUUUGGAUACCACUGUAGAUUUGUAUAUAUUAUAACGCCAAUAUGCCUUCAGCAAAGAACGGUAUGUGGGGAGUCGUGAGAGCCGCUCAAGUCACUCGAGCUUCAUUUCUCGGUAAAGGAAGUUACGACAAGGACGCGAAAAAGAAGAACAAUAGCAAACCACGUCGAUCAGUGUCUGCGGUAUUUGAUCCAACAACGGGGGAAUAUUACCAUGAUCCUUACUAUCCGUAUAGCCCUUCUACUACAAGUCCAAGAAGCUUAGAGGCUAUAUACGAAGAAGGACCGUUUGAUCAAAAUCACAACUCUCGCUCAAGGACCCGGUAUAGUACCUCCGAUCUUCAAAACUAUACAAAUAACCGUUUUUAUGAUAAUCCCGCUUACGUGAGUGACAGUUCCACUGCAAACAGGCGGGCGACAUUAUCAAAUGUAUCUGACGUCUAUUACGCUCAGAGACAGACGUCUUUUCCGCAGCAUCCACCAGCUUAUGAACCGAAUCUUCAUUGGAACACCGCUAGAAACAAAUCAUCGGUUUCUAAACUUGGACAAUCAGUGAAGUCAAUUGUCAAAAAGAGCAAAAUAGCAAAAGAUUUUCAGAGGAGAUCGCGCAGCACCGGAAGCUUGACAUCAGAAAGGUCAAAUCAAAGCCACCUUGGAAAUCGAACGGGCCGUAUCAGAAUGCAAUCAGUUGGAUCAUCUGUGAUGGGAGAAUAUGACGAUGUCAACCAUUCACGGAGCUCGUUUGGAACUCUUCCACACAGUGGAGACGUCUUUGACGAUUUCGCUGCCGGACCACAUUAUCACAGCAACGCAGACGACACCGAGGACAGUAUGUCUCUGUUCAGUCUACAUGGGACCGCCCGGAUCCAUAGGGAUCUACCUGGAAACAAUAUUUCCGGAUCCGGUUCCGGAUAUACCCGGCGUACAAGAGGACAAGCAGCUCCAUCAUAUAAAGACAUUCUCGCUGUACACGAGAAGCAUAAAAUGGCGCGUUUCGCUGAAGAAUAUGCUUCCAAAAGACGACCCGGUGGCGGCCCCGGAGCUGGCGGAGGCAAAGGGCCUGGAGGAAGAGGUGCUGGCGGACCAUACAAAAUGACACUGGCACAGCAAGCCCGAACAAUGUCAUAUUAUAACCCAGUACCGAAACAGCAGAGCUGCAUCACAGCAAACAGAUCAUUAUUUAUUUUCAGCGAGGAUAACUUCGUCCGGAAGCUAGCGAAACGAAUCAUCGAGUGGCCUCCUUUCGAAUACAUGAUUCUAUUAACCAUCGUAGCAAACUGCAUAGUACUGGCAUUAGAAGGUCAUUUACCAAAAGGAGACAAGACUCCGAGAACACAAAAAUUGGAAUUUACAGAGCCUUAUUUUUUGGCAAUAUUUAUUAUUGAAUCGGCGCUAAAGAUACUGGCGCUGGGCUUCGUUUUGCACAAAGGUUCCUAUCUACGUAACGGAUGGAACAUCAUGGAUUUCACUGUAGUAGUCACGGGAUGCAUUACCUAUUUUGAGGUUGUUGGUUCUUCAACCGGAUCCGGUUUUCAAACACUUAGGGCAGCCAGAGUCCUGAGGCCGUUGAAACUAGUAUCCGGUAUACCAAGUCUUCAAGUCGUUCUCAAAUCAAUCAUGAAGGCGAUGGUUCCGCUUCUACAAAUCGCUGUACUUUUACUUUUCUUCAUCGUUGUUUGUUCCAUUAUUGGUCUUGAACUUUAUAUGGGAAAGUUCCAUAAAACGUGCUAUACUGAAUCUAAUGGUGAAAUAUUGCGACAAAACCAGAUAUGUUAUGGUAACGCUACCAUUGAUUCUGGCGAGGAAGACUCGUUACCCUAUCGCUGCCCAAACGGCACUUAUUGUGCUGAGUGGGACAUGGGUCCAUACUAUGGUAUUACAACUUUUGAUAAUAUCGUAUUUUCGAUGAUGACCGUGUUUCAAUGUAUUACGAUGGAAGGUUGGACAGAUAUUCUCUAUUUCGCCGUCGACGGUCAUAUCUCCGCAUUUGACCAAAUUCUGGAUUAUAUUUACUUCUGUCUGACGGUGAUUUUCGGCUCGUUCUUCAUGUUAAAUCUUGUUCUUGGUAUUCUGAGCGGCGAAUUCGCGAAAGAACGAGAAAGAGUCGAGAACCGAAGAGCAUUUCUGAAGUUGAGAAAAAGGCAACAACUAGAUAGAGAGUUGACAGGAUAUCUCGAAUGGAUGCAAAAAGCAGAGGAAGUUAUAUUGGAAGAAGAAGAACGUUGUCUUGAAAGAUCUGCAUUAGAAGCCCAUCGUCGGAGAGUUGCACACAAUCGCAGUCACACUGACCUUUUAGAUUCAGAUGAAACCUCUUAUUCCGAUAUAUCAAGCACUGUGGGGAAAAAGAAUCGAUUCACACGAUCCAUACCCAACUCAAAACCUUCAAACGCACUUAUAAGAUGGCUAACUCGGAAAGAACGGAGAUUAUGGAUAAAAGUUCGUCAUCUGGUGAAAAGUCCAAUAUUUUAUUGGGUGGUGCUAACAUUAGUGCUUUUAAAUACUGGUUUCACAGCCAGCGUCCACUACCAGCAACCUGAAUGGUGGACAAAUUUUUUAUAUUAUUCCGAAUUUGUAUUCUUGGGACUCUUUUCCACUGAAAUCCUUUUAAAAAUGUAUGGUUUGGGAGUCCGUACAUACUUCCGCUCAUCUUUCAAUAUUUUCGAUUUUGCGGUCAUCUUAGCUUCAAUAUUCGAAAUCAUUUGGUCAAUGAUAAGGCCUUCAAUGUCGUUUGGACUCAGUGUACUGAGAGCGCUGAGACUUCUUCGCGUAUUCAAAUUCACAAGGGCUUGGUCUGGUCUCCGCAACCUCGUGGUGUCGCUGAUGAGUUCAUUACGAUCGAUUAUGUCUCUUAUAUUUUUAUUAUUUUUGUUUCUCGUCGUCUUUGCACUGCUCGGAAUGCAAGUCUUCGGUGGCAAAUUCAGCUUUCCUGAAGGAAAUCCGAAUUCAAAUUUUGAUUCAUUUCCGAGUGCAAUUUUAACUGUGUUUCAAAUACUCACCGGUGAAGACUGGAAUGUAGUUAUGUACAACGGUGUUCGUGCCUUGGGUGGUGUAGCUGGAAAUGGAUUACUGUGCUCGCUUUAUUUUAUUUUCCUGGUGCUUUUUGGUAAUUACACGCUUUUGAACGUAUUCUUGGCUAUCGCGGUAGACAAUCUAGCUACAGCACAAGAAUUAACCAAAGACGAAGAGCAAGAGAAAGGUACAAAAGAAGCUCAAAAAGCUCUUCGAGUUGCUCAUGAAAUGGAAUCAGUCAGUCCUGGAUCGAUGGAUAAUUUAUUGCAACGAAACCUCACAACAGCACCACAGCCUUCAAUGUGGGAAAAUCGUCGCCGGGAAAUGAGAAAACAUUUGCGAAUUUCCGAUGACGGAUCCCUAAUGGACGACAGCGAUGAUGACGUAUAUGUUCCUGGGCAACGAGGAGGAAAAUGUGGAAAAUAUUUUGACGUUUCUCAUAACUCGUCUCCAGCUCGUAAUCCGGAUGAGCCGACAUCUGGAAAGAAUUCACCACAGAAAGCAAUGAGUAGAGAUAACAGCAAAUCUCCUAUAGCCAACCACGUAAACAACUGCAUGACUUCGCCCGAGAAAACGAACAGCAAUUCUAAUAAAAGGGAGAGUCCACAUCGGACAAAAUUGGACAAUACUGAUCCCGAGAAAGGACUUCUGAAACCGGUUUCGCGUCGUAAUUCACCUAAUUUAUCAAUGAGAGGUUGCGAGUCGCCAAGUCCAGCUGCCAUGGCGGGAAUACACGGGGUCGCAAUGUCUCAAAUUAACGCAAACACAAUAGCUCAGCUUCAAAGUAACGUUAGACAUGACGAAGAGGAGUCCGACGAGGAAGCGUCGGACGACAGCAGUGAAGACGGACCGAAAGAAAUAUUACCAUCAAGCUCAAUGUUUAUAUUUAGUUCCACCAAUCCGAUCCGAGUCGCUUGUCACUACAUCGUCAACAUGAAAUAUUUCGAGACGACAAUAUUAGUUAUUAUCGUAUUGAGCAGUAUCACUUUGGCUGCAGAAGAUCCGGUCAACAAGGAAUCUUACAGAAACGACAUCUUAAAUUAUUUUGAUAUUAUUUUUACCGCUGUAUUCACGUUUGAAAUGGUUAUAAAGAUGAUCGAUUUGGGCCUUGUUCUCCAUUCUGGGUCUUAUUUUCAUAGUUUAUGGAACAUUCUGGAUUUUGUUGUCGUCUGCAGCGCUCUUGUUGGAUACGGCCUCAUGGCCUCAGAAGACCCAACUCUCGAUUUAGGCGUGAUUAAAUCGCUUCGUGUUGUGAGAGUAUUACGACCGUUGAAAACAAUCAAAAGAUUACCAAAACUGAAGGCUGUUUUCAUGUGUGUUGUCAACGCUUUCAAGAAUGUUGCUACUAUAUUGAUUGUCUACAUGCUUUUCAUGUUUAUAUUCGCUGUCAUCGCGGUUGAAUUGUUCAACGGAAAAUUUUACUACUGUACAGAUGAGUCGAAACAUUUUAAAAUGGAGUGCAAGGGCAAUUAUAUUGAAGAAAAUUCAGACGGUACUUAUGCUGUUAAACCCAGAGAGUGGAAAAGACGAGAUUUUCAUUAUGAUAAUGUACUAUACUCAUUUCUCACUCUAUUUGUCAUUUCAACUGGCGAAGGAUGGCCGGAUGUUCUGUGGAACUCCAUUGAGUCAACUUCUGAAGACCAAGGUCCCAUUCCUUACAAUCGAAUGGAAGUUUCACUCUUUUACAUCGUAUUUUUUAUCGUUUUCCCGUUUUUCUUUGUCAACAUAUUUGUGGCUUUAAUCAUCAUUACUUUUCAACAAGAGGGAGAAGACGCAAUGUCAAAAUGUUCACUUGAAAAGAACGAGAGAGCCUGCGUCGAUUUUGCUAUUUCGGCAAAACCUCUGACGCGUUUCAUGCCCGCAAAUAAAAGCGGAUUGCAAUACAGAGUAUGGAAGAUAGUCGUUUCUCCCGUCUUUGAAUGGUUUAUUAUGGGGCUUAUUGUGCUAAAUACGAUUGUAUUGAUGCUCAAGGAUCGAUGGAGGAUACAGAAUUCAAGUCAAUAUGAAGAUGGCCUCCACUACAGCAACUUAGCCUUUACUGGCCUCUUUACACUCGAAUGUUUGUUAAAGAUGAUGGCGUUUGGCCCUAUUAAUUAUUUCAAAGAUGCCUGGAAUUCUUUUGACUUCAUCACUGUUCUUGGGAGCAUUGCUGAUGUUUUGAUUACUCUACUGGCGCACAUGAGACAAGAAACGGAGUCUGGUUUCAUCAACCUGAGCUUUUUGCGACUGUUCCGAGCGGCUCGUCUCAUUAAACUCCUGCGGCAAGGUGAAACGAUACGGAUUCUACUGUGGACAUUUGUACAGUCAAUAAAGGCCCUGCCUUACGUCUGCUUGUUGAUGGUAAUGCUGUUCUUCAUAUACGCUAUCAUCGGUAUGCAGUUAUUUGGAAAUAUAAAAUUGGAUGCAGAAACUCAGAUAAAUCAUCAUAAUAACUUCAGAGAUUUUAUACAAUCUCUCAUGCUGCUAUUUAGGUCUGCAACGGGAGAGGCCUGGCAGAGUAUUAUGCUUGAUUGCGUUAGCGCUGAAUGCGAUCCAAGGGCGGGAGCAGAAGACAAGAAAUGUGGCAACAUGAUAGCAUAUUUUUACUUUACGAGUUUUAUAUUUUUCUGCUCUUUCCUGAUGCUUAAUCUGUUUGUUGCUGUAAUCAUGGACAACUUUGAAUACUUAACGCGCGAUUCAUCCAUACUUGGUCCUCACCAUUUGGACGAGUACAUUCGUGUUUGGGCGGAGUAUGACCCACAGGCAACAAGCUAUAUAAAGUUUUCGGACAUGUUUGAUAUGUUACGACACAUGGAGCCGCCUCUGGGGUUCGGGAAAAACUGUCCAAAUCGCGUUGCAUAUCGACGACUGAUACAAAUGAAUAUGCCUUUGAAUUCCGAAAAAAAGGUUAAUUUUACAACAACGUUAAUGGCGCUUAUUAGAGCGUCGUUGCAGAUAAAAAUUCUUCCACAGAAUAUUGAUGGCGCUGGGAAGACCUACAGAGAUCAAAAAGUGCUUGAUGAUCAGCUGAGAAAAGAAAUCAAACUUGCUUGGAAUAAUCUUGAUCAGAAAAAACUUAACUUAUUGGUGCCUCAAGAAAAUAGAGAAAAUGAUGUCACAGUUGGUAAAGUCUACGGAGCGUUGCUAAUGUACGAACACUGGAGAGCAUACAGGAGUCGACGUGAUGGAAACACGACUGCAUUGGCGCCACGCAACGCCGUAAUGCAGACAAUGGCGAGCGCGGACGAUCACGAUGGGCAUAAUUUGAGGAUGGCUAGAGGAGCUAGCUUGGCAUCCAUUGUGUCUGCAAUUUCUGCGAAGAGUGGAAGAGAGAAUGCAUUAUCUUAUGAACCAGGUGGAAGUAAUCUGCGAGUGCCAGGAACUCAGAGCGAAGAAAAACUGGAUCAUACCGAUAACGACAAGCAUAGUCACGAUACAGUGCCCUCAGCCUAUACGAAAGAUGACAGUGAAUUGUCUGUCAAACAUGAAGAAAACCCUUCUAGACUCAAAGCAACAUCGCCUACAAUAGAUGAAACUGUAGCAUUGUUGCGACAUAAGCAAGACGACAGUAAAUUCGUGACAAUGGAUGUUCCUGCCAAAAGUGCUGUUAUUCGUAGUCCGUGUCAGUCCACCAGCAACUCGAUGACAUAUAACUUUAUUCCGUCGCCGUCUUCGCCUCGAAAAACAGUAACAAACUCGAAAGACGUUUUUGAGAUGAAACAUGACCCAGAAAAUAUGUCUCCUAAAAUUAAACACGCUUAUCCCAGAGAUCUUCAACCAACAUCUACAUUAUUCCAAGCAAUGAGAGAACUGAGUCAGUCCCAAUUAUCGUUGAAUCAAAAGUUUGAUGGAAAUUACACCUUACUGCCAUCUACUGGCAAUAAAAAUCUAGGAGAUAGUACUACGAAUACAUCUGCCUCUUCAGUAGCAGACUUGGAGGUUGGAAUGGCCCAAACCCGCCUGGCACCCAUUGUAUCCAUUACUGCGUCUAGUCCAGUAGAAAAUAAAUAUUCCAGCUUUAGUCCACUGGAUGAUUCCUACCCCGAUGUUUUCGGAGAUACUUCUUCGGAGUCUUUGCAAAUAAUAGGCCGUCACGACCGAGGUCGAGUGCGCAGUCAUCCACCCCGACGCUCGGCUUCAACGUCCUCCCGCCCUCAUCGAGCUCGGCCAUUAGGAACGAAACGAUAUAUGGUCGUAAACAAUAAAAAACGAUUAGCAUCGAACACAAGUGUUAUAAACUGUAGGGAAGAAGACAUUUCGGAGCCGACAAGAGCCGUAUCGAUGCCGAAAUUAAAUGAAAUUGAGCCUCAAUACGUCGACUUGGGUUCGGAUCGCAAGAAUAUGAAGCGCUCAUCGAGCAAUUUACAUAUAGAAAACGACCACGUUCAAGCUAAUGUAAAUGGAUAUCACAGACAAGGGCUGGUUACAGAAGAGAGAAUUUCUCCUGUUUCGUACGGUGAACUGAGGGAAAGCCACAGUUGUACGUCGUCAUUUUUACCACAAGAAGAGCUAGAGGUAUCGGAAAGACCGUUGACCCGUCGGUCAUCGGGUUCUGAAACAGUCGGCCACCGCAAGGCAACAAAUGUAUAUCGUAAACCAUAUUCUGGACGCGUCGAACCUGACCCAAAUCAACACAAUUCACAAAAGCAUUCUGUGCAGACCGGAAGAAUAAUUGGAAGCGACCGGUCAGCCUCAACCAGCGCCUUAAUCCCACAUACGGAUCAGAGAAUGCAUACAAAUCGAAUGACAACGGGUAGUCGGAGUCGAAAUUAUAUAUCCGACGAUGCAACAGACCAACAAAUAUAUUACAGCAAGUACCCGGGGCGACACAUGCAAUAUCGGGCGCACAGUCCUGACUUUUAUCAGUCAACCACAUCGUCUGCGGCCAGUACACCACCGUUCUCACCCCACGAUCAGAUCAGGCCUAACUCUGCAUCUGGAUACAGGAGACGAUUUUUGCCGGCUACUCCAACUCGUCCAUCGAGGAUCGUUAGUGUCAAACGAGACGAAGGAAAUAGAAUUUCGGCAUCUGCUUCGGCUGUCAUACCAUUGUCCAGACUCCACACUAGCAGUCCUCUCACGCACUAUCGUUCGGCAUCUUACGCGAGUAAUAAUAACUUAUGGAAAGGAUAUGAUGCUGUAAACAUGCUGCAAGGUCGACAGCAACCUGAAAGUCAGUAUAUGGAUCAACUCCGUGCUGGUGGUGAUUAUUACGACUGCGCUUUUGAUGAUGCUACUGAUUAUGCCGCAUCCAGACCUCUUAUAUCUCCGCCUGUACCACGGAAGCUACCCGAAGUACACAGCCGAUUAAGCCCUAGACAAUCCGGUAUAUGCAGACGAAACACCGCACCUAGUCGUGAAAGACCACAGGUAGAAAUUAGAAACGUUUUCAAUGAUGAAAAUCUUUCUCACAUUACAAGUGCGCAGUCCCAUAGCAACAUAGGAUUUUACGAAUAUCCACAACAAGAAGAUGAUAACGCCUGGAAUCAGAGAGAAUUUCCCUCCUCAGCGUUGCGGAAUUACGGCCGACACGAAAAUAACGCUAACAGCGAUGAAGAAUUGCACAGAACGGCGAACCGACGACGAGUCACAUCAGUGCGUCGAACUCUCCCGACUUCAGAGCAUACGCAGUCUUCUUCAAGACCAUCAAGUGGCCGUAAGACGUCUGUUCCGGAAGGAAUCGUCUACGCAAAUUUAAACGCAAGUCGCUUUCAGACCAGUAACGAAGAUGAAGUUGACGCAAUAUUUAGAAGCGAAACAUUGCGGGCUGCAGGAACUCGUACUCUGCCACAAGUUUCACCACGAAAGCCAAUAAAACAUGACAUAACAGACUCAGAAUGCAAUAAUGCCGACGAGGAUGUCAAAAUCCCGCUUUUGUCGGGGACUGAAACCACGCCUCGCCGUCACAGACGAGCAGGGAAGCAACUGCAAGGCGGAUCACGCACCGAAGUGACGCACCGAUCCUGGGAAGAUAAUCUUCAAGAUAGAGGAUAUGGCGAUGAUCAGAUUGGUACAAACAAAAAUGCCAAUGAACUCAACAGUCACCGUUACGGCAAUACAAGCAAAAAUGAAGAUUUUGUCUUGAAUAAUUUAAAUAACAACAACUGUAAAAAAGACACCAAUGCACGAAAAUUAAACGGGUGUGCAUUUGGUAUAAACGAUGCCACAAAGCACAAUGAGACUGGUAAUUCCGGUAUAGCAUGCUUAUAUAAUCAAGAAGAUGGAUCUACAUAUUAUCAAGGGACCGGAGAAGGAGGUUCUACGCCGUCAUUAGAUGGCGUUGCAAAAUUUGAUGCCUCCAAAUACAAGCGAGACAUUUUCAAGUCGAGGACUUUCAGUUCGACCAAGCAUAGGCGAAGUAGCUCUUCAUCAAGCGGACAUAUUGAAGACUCUAAUUGUAGAAUAAAAACACCCAAGUCGGCUCGUGAACUAAAAGCAACGGGCCCGAACUAUGAAUCCGCCAGCCUUUUAUCAUUAGAACAGUGUGUUGUGCAUAAAAAUGACAAAACUGAUGCACGCAGCACAACUGACUCGCAAAGCAAUCGUUCCUCGGUAUCGCCAAGAACAAACAAUACAUGGUGUUGAUGCUUGCACUCAUAAACUAAAAAGUUUAAUUAAGGAAAGUGUAAUAUUUCCAUUUGCCCACCGACUUUGAAAUAUUCGCGUCAUCUUUCGUUCUGGGUAUUUUUCAAAAUCAUAGCUCCCAUACGAAACAAAUAUUGCAUGAAUUUUUGCCUUUUUUAACAACUUGUUUUUUUACAUUAUAAAUAUGACAAAAAUUAUUGAAUACAACCGUAUGAUGAAACAACGUUUUCUUUCUUUCGUGUAUUUUGUACAACUUGCUCUUUAUUAUAUUCUAAUUAACGAUUUUGGUUUGAUUUGAUGGCUGUCAUCUGCAUAUUGCAAAAAUACCGUCAUCACGUGUAGUAGCAGUCUGAACAGUAAUUAUCGUCAAUGAAUAUCAAUACGAAGAAAAUGAAUCAAAGUUUAUUUAACUCCGGCGGUCUUUGUUUCUUAGUGACUUUUUCUUGAUUUCUAUUUUAUUAUCUGUCUCAAAUGUUUUAACCACUCGGUUAAGUAUUUAAUUAAAUAAUGAUGUACCGAAUUGUAUAUAGUGUGCUUGCUA
Molecule: messenger RNA, 10230 nt
Organism: Styela clava
Lineage: Eukaryota; Metazoa; Chordata; Ascidiacea; Stolidobranchia; Styelidae
Source: RefSeq, a predicted model, not a curated record